CUGUCAACACAGGAUCACAGCGCUUUUCCGCAAAGUUAGUUUAAUUUAGAUAACGUUACAUUAAUUAGUUUGUCCGGGCAUGGCCAACCGAAAUAUGCAACAAGCGAGCGUGCCGAACAGCAAUUCUUCUCAGCCGGCGAAACACGGGACCGACUCCCCGGCCCCGGAGCAGUCACCGGCGAACAAAGACAGCCCAGCGCCGCAGCCACAGGAGUCCCCCGCGGCCGAACAGGCGGAAGGAGUCGGGGAAGGAAUCGACGAAGGGCCGGCAGAAAUGACUCUGGAUAUCACGAGUUUUCGGAAGCCCGGAGAGAAGACGUUCACCCAACGCUCACGGCUGUUUGUCGGGAACCUCCCGUUGGAUAUCCCCGAAGAGGAGUUCAAGAACAUGUUUGCUAAAUAUGGGAACGUUAACGAGGUCUUCAUCAACAGAGAGCGGGGCUUCGGCUUCAUUCGCUUGGAAACUCGGACGUUAGCAGAGAUUGCUAAAGCUGAGCUGGAUGGGACUAUUUUGAAUAACAGACCGAUGAGGAUUCGCUUUGCCACACAUGGUGCUGCGCUCACAGUGCGCAACCUGUUGCCUGUGGUUACAAAUGAGCUGCUGGAACAGGCCUUUUCUCAGUUUGGGCCGGUGGAACGGGCUAUUGUCGUGACAGAUGACCGCGGUCGUCCCACUGGGAGAGGAGUUGUGGAGUUUGCAAACAAAGCAGCUGCACGUAAAGCCCUGGAGCGCUGCACGGAGGGAGCGCUGCUGCUGACCACCACACCUUGUCCAGCCAUUGUGGAGCCUUCGGACCACUUUGAUGAUGAGGAUGGACUGCCUGAAAAAUUGCUGCAGAAGAUUCCAAAGUACCAUAAGGAGCGAGAGCAGCUGCCACAUUUUGCUCAGCCCGGGACAUUCGAGUUUGAAUACUCUUCUCGCUGGAAAGCUCUUCAUGAGAUGGAGAAACAGCAAAGAGAGCAGGUGGACAAGAACAUUAGAGAGGCCAAAGAGAAACUGGAGGCUGAGCUGGAGUCAGCGAAACACGAACAUCAGCUCAUGUUAAUGAGACAAGAUCUGAUGAGACGUCAGGAGGAGCUGAGGAGACUGGAGGAGCUCCGCAACCAGGAGCUGCAGCGACGAAAGCAGAUUGAGAUGAGGCAUGAAGAAGAGAGGAGGAGGAGAGAGGAGGAGAUGAUGAGACACAGAGAACAGGAGGACCUGAGACGCCACCCAGAUGGCUUCAAACCGAACUACCUGGACAAUAGAGAACAGGAAAUGAGAGUGGGUGAGCUGGGCCCUCGUGGAGCCAUUAAUAUGGGAGAUGGCUAUAACCAGGCCUCUCCGGGGCCCAGUGGUAACCAGGGUCAAAUGAUGGGCAUGAGUGGAAGGGGAGCAGCCAUUGGCCCAGAGGGAGCGACAAAUAUGGGGACACCGCUGAUGUCAGAGAAUGGAGCCAUGCGGAACGAUAGAUACCCACAGGGUGGACCAAUGGGGGGCCGACCAGAAGCGGAGUCCCCAAAGCAGCAGCAGCAGCAGCAGCAAACGCAGCAGCAACCGCAGCAUCAGCAGCAGCAGCAGCAGCAGCAGCAUCAGCCACAGCAGCCAUUGGGCCCUCAGGUUGGACCAGCCCCAGGAUUUGGCAGGGGGAGUCCAGUAGGGGGAGUGUUUGAUGGGCCAAAUAACAAGCGCCGCAGAUACUAACUGUUCUCUGUGAUCAUGGAGACUUUUCAUUGACUUUUGUUACUGCCCCAUGGCAUCAUUUCUGUUCCCUGCAACGCAAGCCGUCACUGAGGGGACUUAUCUUGUGACUGAUGAAACUACAGGAAAAUGCUUUGUACCUACACGUUUCUGCAAUGUUUAUACUUAAUAUUUUUCACUGCAUAUGUUUCUCUGUGUUUUCUGAAUGAAAUAGUUUGUGCUUUUUGUGUGUGCUGAAGUUUGGCCUUUGUGCUUCUACAGCUUCAGUUGCCAUGGCUGCUGUGGUCUUGGACACUCUUCACGAAGCUGCUCGAGGGCAGUGGUUCAGUUUGGUUUUUCAUUAGAGCCACAAUAAGAAUGCUGACCUCUCAAACUGACACAAAAAACAACACCCACUAAACAAAAAGAUUUUCCUGGAAGUAAACAAUCGUAUUAAUAUCUACAUUCAGUCAAACAUGCCUUAGUUUGUAGAUGUCCCUUUAAACAUACUGUUACUGUAGCUGAUUAGAUGUUCAGUCAUGUAGUGAGCGAAUGUUUCUGGAGCCUCAUUGCAGCCUGUAUUUGUGAAGAUAAGAGAAAUAAAACAUUAGUCAGAAGUUAUGUCUCUUUGUGAU
Chelmon rostratus (copperband butterflyfish) is the source of this 2295-nucleotide messenger RNA. RefSeq names its product paraspeckle component 1 (gene pspc1). Gene Ontology annotation, cellular component: nucleus. NCBI's taxonomy places the organism in Eukaryota, Metazoa, Chordata, Actinopteri, Chaetodontiformes, Chaetodontidae. Gene Ontology annotation, molecular function: RNA binding. Gene Ontology annotation, biological process: regulation of DNA-templated transcription. The transcript has 10 exons. The record is from RefSeq and is a predicted model, not a curated record. The coding region runs from base 80 to 1684 and encodes 534 amino acids.